ACUUUCAGCUGCCGCCUUUCUCCCUUCUUUUGCCGGCCUAGAACGAUGCACAAUACAUACUCUACCGUCCCUACAGACCAAUAUACAUUUGCUGUUUCUGGCCUACUCUGAAAGAUAUCCACUUUACUCCUGCUCCUGCACUUAUCUAUAACUAAUGAUCUGUCUGCUUCUUUCAUGGAGGUACUAUUCUGUCUUAUCGAUCAACCACAGACCACGAACCCCGGAGAUCGGCCCCGUCGGCGGGGUCGACCAACCAAACCCUCGGCUUCCCCAGGACGAUCGGCUUGCCGAGUUUCACCCCCGCUUCUCCCCCACCUGGAAGACGCCAGGAACUGUUCGCUAACAGCCCUUAAAUACGAGCAAUGCUCCUGCGUAAUCAUGGAGUUCUUGGGGAAGUGCACAUAUUCCUCUUCAGCUCAACUCACUCAUUAAUCAUUCGAUCUCAUUUGGCGGAACCAUGACGCAACCAGAGUCAACCCUCCAAAGCGCAAUUCUCCAUCGAGACACUCGGCGUGUCCCCAAAAAGGCCAUCGGCGGCAAAGGCUGCUACAUCUUCCUCGAAGAUGGGACCAAGUUCCUCGACUCGACCGGAGGCGCAGCCGUCGCAUGUCUCGGCCACGGCCACGAGGAAGUCCAGCAGGCCAUCACCGACCAAUUGAGCAAGCUCUCCUACUGCCACUCCGCCUUUUUCGGCACUUCAGUCUCCGAGGAAUUGGGCCAGUUCCUGACGGAGUCAACGGGAGGCCAGCUGUCGAAACUCUUUGUAGCGAGCUCCGGCUCCGAAGUAGUGGAAGCAGGUCUCAAGCUUGCUCGCCAAUACUUUCUCGAGCUCCCCACCCCACAACCGCAGCGCACGCGCUUCAUCUCCCGCAAGCCCUCCUACCACGGGACGACGCUGGCCACCCUCUCCAUCGGCGGCCACACCAGCCGCAGACAACCCUUCGAGCCCCUCUUCGCGGACAACACCUCCCACGUCUCCCCCUGCUACCCCUACCGCGGCAAGUACACCGGCGAGACCGACGACGAGUACGUCGCGCGGCUAGGCGAGGAACUAGACGCGGAGUUCAAGCGUCUGGGACCGGAUACCGUCUGCGCAUUUGUCAUGGAAACUGUCGUUGGAGCUAGCCUAGGCGCCGUCCCCCCUCUCCCCAACUACCUCCGCACCAUCAAAUCCAUCGUCCACAAACACGGCGCCCUCCUCAUCCUCGACGAAAUCAUGAGCGGCAUGGGCCGCUGCGGCACGCUCCACGCCUGGCAAGCCGAAGGAGACGGCGACGACGUCAUCCCCGACCUCCAAACCAUCGGCAAAGGUUUCGGCGGCGGCUACGCACCCGUCUCAGGCCUGCUCAUCCACGAGAAGAUCGUGAGGGUCCUCGACCGCGGCUCCGGGGUGUUCCGGCACGGGCAGACCUACCAAGGCCAUCCGGUGGGAUGUGCGGCGGCGCUGGCGGUGCAGAAGAUCAUCCGGCGCGACAAUCUGCUGGAGAACGUGAACCAGAUGGGGGCGUAUCUGGGGAAAGAGCUUACGGCGCGGGUUGGGGGGCAUGCGAACGUUGGAGAGGUGAGGGGGAGGGGGUUGUUUUGGGGGAUCGAGUUUGUGAAGGAUCGAACGACUAAGGAGCCGUUUGAGCCUUCGGUGGGCGUGGCGGGGUUGAUGCAGGAGACGGGGAUGGAGAGGAGGUUUGGGAUCUCGUUGUAUGCGGGGACUGGGACGGCGGACGGGGUGAGAGGGGAUCAUGUCUUGUUGGCGCCGCCGUAUACUGUUACCAAGGAGGAAGUGGAUUUGAUUGUGCAGAAGACUGGCGAGGUGAUUGAUGAGGUUUUUGGGAGGUUGAUGGCUGAGGGGAGGGUUUGA
Aspergillus saccharolyticus JOP 1030-1 is the source of this 1855-nucleotide messenger RNA. RefSeq names its product aminotransferase, class III. Bases 458 to 1855 code for a protein of 465 amino acids. Gene Ontology annotation, cellular component: cytosol. The record is from RefSeq and is a predicted model, not a curated record. Gene Ontology annotation, molecular function: pyridoxal phosphate binding; transaminase activity. Lineage: Eukaryota; Fungi; Ascomycota; Eurotiomycetes; Eurotiales; Aspergillaceae. The transcript has 5 exons.